ACCAGAAAUUCUUACGUGGGUAUAUAUUGUAACAAGUCAAACAAGUUUACAUAUAAACUCACACUGGUAUAAAAUCACAACAAUAUUCUUGAUAUCCUAUAUAUAUGCAACAACUAUAAUCAAAACCAAUUGUGAAUAUAUUAUUCCUAAAAUCCUGGUAUAUCCAUUUAAUAUGCUCUUUCUAUCUACAUUCUUAAUUUUAAAACCCUAACAACUGUAUGACUAUAUAUAUGUAUAACCAUAAUUGUUAACGUAUUAUUCAUCUCCCACUUCUCUCCAUUGUUUACUUUAUGGCUCCAAAAGCUAAAAACUUCAUUAAUGACAUCAAACCCUGGAAAACAGAAUGGUGUAUUAAUGUCAAAGCAGUUCAUUCAUGGAGGCAGCAAACCAAGUUUGGUGGUGAUUCCUUAGAGAUGAUACUUGCCGAUGAAACUGUAAGUAUACUGAAUAUCAUUAUCAACAUUAUAUGUAUUGUAAGUGUUUGUAAUAAUAUCUCUUCAUUUUUUUUUCAGGGUGCUAAAAUACAUGCUUCUUGCAAACAAGGCUUUGUUCCUAAAGUUCAACGAGAUUUUCCUAUCAACCAGUGGAGGGUUAUUGAUACUUUCUUUGUAUCUCCGGCAAAGGGGCAUUAUAGAACAACAGCUCAUCCAUACAGAAUUUCCAUAACCAAUGACACAUCAUUCAGCUCCUCGGAUGUCAAAAUAGAUAAUCUCUUUUUAUCUUUGGCCUCUUUUAAAUCUAUCUCCAGUGGAGAUCUAGACCCUGAUUUUCUGAUUGGUAAGAUUUCUUAUUUUAUAUGUUUGUUGUUAACAUAUAAUUGUAUUCUGUAAACAUAAUGUAUCGUGUCAUUGAUUUGUGUUUUACAGAUGUCUUUGGAC
Eruca vesicaria subsp. sativa (arugula) is the source of this 878-nucleotide messenger RNA. Lineage: Eukaryota; Viridiplantae; Streptophyta; Magnoliopsida; Brassicales; Brassicaceae. The record is from the annotation of a GenBank genome assembly.